UUCUCAAACGCAAACAAACAAACACAUUUUGGCGGCGUUUUUGUUUACCUUUUAUUUUGCACACAAAUUUACAAUGUCAAUCACUCUAGAUUUUAAUGGUAAAAACAUUGCCAAGAGCAAUGAAUUAGAGUUGCACUUCUUGCCGGCCAAAAUCGACGGCGAUGGGGAAGCGAAUGUGGAUCAUUACUUCAACAACUACACACGUGAAGCAACAGAAUUCGGCCGUGGAAUCCUGACGAACGCCUUGCGCGGAUAUCCAUUAAUGGGAGAGAAGUUGAAAGUGCCCGAAGGAUACAGCGGUUUAGUUCUACAAGAAACAGAGAAGCCCAUCAGCAUUUCCUCCGACCGACAGUUGCGUCUUACUGGAGUAUUUAAGGAUUUUACGUACUGGAACUACGACAAAGUGCCCUCCAAUGGCGAUCCCUACCGACAGGCCCUUUUCUUGGCGGAUGUUGCUCAAGCUCUAUCGCAGCCUAUUAGCGAAGACGAUUUAGAGGCAGAAAUCGUCCGCAAUAAGGAAAACAAUAAGGAAAGCCCUUAAUUGUAAUCGCGCUUACCGCGUAUUAUUUAUUACUCCAAAAUCUAAUCCAAUACAUACAUAUAUAUCUUUAAAA
Molecule: messenger RNA, 614 nt
Organism: Drosophila santomea
Lineage: Eukaryota; Metazoa; Arthropoda; Insecta; Diptera; Drosophilidae
Exons: 2
Coding region: 74-541 (155 amino acids)
Biological process (GO): RNA catabolic process
Cellular component (GO): ribonuclease H2 complex
Source: RefSeq, a predicted model, not a curated record